UCGCAGAAGAAGGUAACUUUCUUCUCGGUAGGUGCUGUUGGAAUCCUUGUCAACGCUAUUAUCCUUUGUAUAUUUUGCCUUUGGGUUAUUUCACUCCAAAAACCCGUUUCAUCCAGCUUGUUCAUGAUGCAACUCAGCAACGACGGACACUGCAAAAAGCACUCGCUGCUCAACGUCAUGAACCGCUUCAUGGCCGCUGCAAACAACAUGGACGAGACCAUCAUGGUGCCAAGCUUAUUGCGGGACGUGCCUCUGGUGGAACAGGAAAGCCAACCCCCUGUUAGUCACAACAACAACGAGCCCGCUUUCCCCAGCAAACAGAGGGACAUGUAUGAGCAUUACCUCCUGCUUAAGUCCAUCAAGAACGACAUGGAGUGGGGCUUGCUGAAGAGGGAGAUGGGUGGCAGUGCCAGCUUCCUGGAGAUUGCUGUGAAGCAGGAGGAGCCACAGCAGCAGGUGAAAGGAGAUGCUGAGGAUGGUUCAGACCUAGAGGGCCAAUUCCACUUCCACCUCCGUGGACUGUUUGCAGUUUUAUCCAAGCUCACGGUCCAGGCAGAUCACCUCACAAAUCGUUACAAGAGAGAAAUCGGUGGAGGUAGUCUGUUGAGAUAGGAGUGUUUUUUUCCUUAUGUAGUAUUGUGGACAAUUCUUGAACUGUUGGACCAGGUAUUGAUGGGGUGUAGAAGUGGACUGAAAGGGCUGUAGAUUCCUCUCUGCAAUCAAAAGGGUUUCUUGCCCAAGAGUCUUGGCAGUUACACCAACUCUUUGGUGCUUUCCAGACGUUAAAGUUAAAUGGCUAUGGGAGUAAUGAGUCUUAAAACUGACCGUUUCAGCAGAGCACACCUGUUCAGAAAGCCCUUAAUGUGUCAUUCAAAGCUGAAGAAUUGGAAUGCUGGUAAUUCUGUUCUUCUUAUUAGCCAGAAUUCUAUACGUUCUUAAUCUCCAGCCAAUGCCAUUUUUUUAAAGAGGGGGAUUUUGUGUUUAUGCUGCUCUCAUGCACUUGUCCAUGCAAAAUGGUGUGCCUUCUAUUUCCAAUUCCCACUUGUGCUGUUCAUGUAUGCUUGUGCAUUGUAUCAAAUUGAUGGGGGCCCAUGUGAGAUUGUAAUGCAACUUUCAAGUGUGUGUUUUUCUUUGUCCUAAAAGAUUUCAGAUUUUAUAUUGAGCUGUAAUAUAGUGACUUAUUAAAUAAAGCAUUAACUUAAAUUGU
Myxocyprinus asiaticus (Chinese sucker) is the source of this 1207-nucleotide messenger RNA. RefSeq names its product mid1-interacting protein 1-like. The record is from RefSeq and is a predicted model, not a curated record. Bases 124 to 612 code for a protein of 162 amino acids. Gene Ontology annotation, biological process: regulation of lipid biosynthetic process. Lineage: Eukaryota; Metazoa; Chordata; Actinopteri; Cypriniformes; Catostomidae. The transcript is spliced from 2 exons. Gene Ontology annotation, cellular component: cytosol.